Messenger RNA from Symbiodinium necroappetens, 846 nucleotides. Lineage: Eukaryota; Dinophyceae; Suessiales; Symbiodiniaceae. The record is from the annotation of a GenBank genome assembly.
AUGGAGCACCUGGCCAAGGGCCUGCAACCAAAGUUCAUCCUCUCUCUUGGAGACAACUUCUACAUACGAGGGGUAAAAGACUCCGAAGAUCCUCAAUUCGAGGAGUCCUUCGAGAAGAUCUAUAGCUAUGGUCAUCUGAAAGAGAUUCCAUGGCAGAUCACCCUCGGAGAUCAUGAUCAUCGAGGCAACAUUUCUGCAUUGUUGCUGCGGCCGCAGCGCAAUCCUCGGUGGCGGCUGCCAUCUCCGUACUAUACCUUCGAACUACCUGCAGGAAACAGACAGGUGAGGUUCCUCAUACUGGAUUCUGUUGGACUCGAGGGCGGCAUGCUCGCGCACACCCCGAAGGGGCGGCGCUUUGAGCAGGACCUUUCAGAAGAUUUUGCGGGAAGGAAGGCUGGAGAGGCACAAUGGGGAUGGCUUUCUCGAACCCUGGCCGGCGAGGACGAGUCUGACGACGAGGCAUCGUUGCAGGUCGUCGUGGGACAUCGGCCCAUCCGAAGUCUGGCCGACCGCGGGAAGUAUGGCUCGUCGCCGCACGAGGCUGCGGUGGCCGAGGCUCUGAAGGCGGCGCUGGUCAAGGCAUCGAAGCCCGUGGUUUACUUACAUGGCCAUGAUCAUGUGAUGCAGCACUUCCGCGAGAGCGGACAAGAGGUUCACCACCUCGGAAACGGAGUGGGAGGGAUGGGCCUGCAUCCCCUGAAGAACUGCUCCAAUUGCAGCGAGUUCCAGUGGGGCACUUCUGCACAUGGCUUUGCCGUGCAUGAGCUUGCUAAGAAUUUCUUGGCGACCCACUUUGUGGAUGCCAUGACACAGCAAGUUCUGCACACUGUAACCAUUCCCUUCUGA